Molecule: messenger RNA, 2052 nt
Organism: Thyridium curvatum
Lineage: Eukaryota; Fungi; Ascomycota; Sordariomycetes; Thyridiales; Thyridiaceae
Exons: 4
Coding region: 1-2052 (683 amino acids)
Molecular function (GO): carboxypeptidase activity
Source: RefSeq, a predicted model, not a curated record
AUGGCAGUAUCUCAGGAUGAGGUUGAACGGGUGAUGCUGAGGACGCCCGAAGUGCACAAACUUCGGCAUUGGUCUCAGCUAUACUCGGCAGAACCUCAUCUGGCCGGUGAUUUGGCUCACGCCGAAAGGAUCAGAGACUUGUGGCGUUCGUACGGUAUCCCCACCGAGCUGGCCACUUACGAAGUGCUGCAAAACUUUCCUGAGUCGCAGGCCCUUCAACUGCUCUCUGCAGAUGGAAAAGUCGCCUUUGAGGCGACCCUUAGGGAAGAUGAGGUCCCAGAGGACCCAACUUCGUCACCGGACAAGGGCCUGCCGGCCUUUCACGGCUUCGGCGCCAAUGGAGACGUCUGCGCCGAGCUCGUAUAUGCCAACUUUGGCACUAUUGCGGACUUCGAUCUGCUUGCUGCGAAAGGCAUCUCGGUCAAGGGCAAGAUUGUCAUCUGCAAAUAUGCCAAAGUAUUUCGUGGUCUGAAGAUUAGGGCUGCCGAGCAGUACGGUGCUGCGGCUGUCAUUUUGUACAACGACCCUCAGGAGGACGGCGAAUACACGACCAGAAACGGCUACCAGCACUUCCCUGACGGACCAGCUAGGCAUCCAAAGACCAUUCAGCGUGGUAGUGUUGACUACUUCUCCGUUGCUGUCGGCGAUCCGACCACCCCUGGAUAUCCUAGUCUGCCUGGCAGAGAUGUGAAAAGAUGCGAUCCCACGCAUGCCAUCCCUACUAUCCCCUCGCUCCCUAUCUCAUACUCGGAAGCCCAGCCCUUCCUUGAAGCCCUCAAUGGUCACGGCCUCUCGCCCUCCGAGAUGGGAGGCGAAUGGCUUGGGCAAUUGGAAGGUGUCCAGUACUGUACGGGACCUAGUGCUUUGAAAGUCUCGUUGUCAAAUCAAGGCACCUUUAAAUAUGCCACGAUAUACAAUGUAGUUGGAACUAUCCAGGGUACCAUUGAGGAGUGCGUCGUCCUCGGGAACCACCACGACUCCUGGUGCUGUGGUGCCAUCGAUCCUGUGUCUGGCACUACCUCAAUGAACGAAGUUGCACGAGGCUUUGGCGACUUGCUUUCCAAAGGAUGGAGGCCGCUUAGGAAGAUCAUCCUCUGCAACUGGGAUAAUGAAGAGUACGGGUUGGUCGGCUCAACGGAAUGGGGAGAAGACAACGCCGAGAUGCUGAGCGAGAGUUCCAUAGCGUAUAUCAAUGUGGAUGAGUCUACAAAUGGAGGGCGGAUUCUCGGUGCCAACGGCAGUCCUCUUUUGAACACCAUCCUCCGAGAUGCUGCUAAGGUGGUCGAAUCCCCACUGUAUGAAGGAAAGUCAGUUUACGACGACUGGCUGAGCGACCAGCAGCUAGCAGACCCUGGCCUUGCAGAGCCCAGCCUUGCACUCAUGGGAACGGGGAGCGACUAUACCGUCUUCUUCGACCACCUCGGUAUCCCCUCCAUCGACAUGCUCUUCAACAGACAAGGCCAAGGCGUCUACCCCUAUCACUCUAACUAUGAUAGCUACUACUGGGUCGACAAGUUUGGAGAUCCGGGCUUCAAGAAGCACUUGGCCAUGGCUCGCUUGUGGGGACUGGUUGUCGCCAGGCUUGCCGAGGCUGCCGUGGUGCCUUUUACUGCUGCACACUAUCCUGCUACUCUGAAGAUGCACUUGAAGGAACUGAAGGAGCGUAAGAGCUGCUCUCUCGACUUUACUUCCAUUGAUGCGUCGAUAAGUCGUUUCCAAACCGCCGCGGAGAAGCUGGACCAAAAAGCAAAAGCCUUGUCGACUGCGACCACAGACGAAGAACAGGCUUCGCUGUCGUCUAUCAACACAAAGUACAGGUUGAUUGAGCGACUAUUUCUGUUGCCAAAAGGCGCAGGACUGCCGGGAAGGCCAUGGUACCGGCACAUGGUCUUUGCUCCGGGUCUAUGGUAUGGCUAUGAUGGCGUGAUAUUCCCCGGAGUACUGGAGGCUUUAGAGAAGGGAGAACUGGCAACGGCGAACGAGUGGCUGGGGAAAAUCGCUACGGCUAUUAAUAGCAUAGCUGAUAUGAUUGAGCAGCCCGCCUCUAACUGA